ACAUCAGCGACUCAGACUCGCCACAGCAGAGGAGCUGGACUGUCCAUUUGAAGAGCUACUGUUCGUCUCUGAGGUUUCAGAGUAAGUUGUGAACGAAGAAGCGAAGUUAUCUCAACAAUGGAGCGUUGGUCAGGUCGUGUUGCCGUAGUAACAGGAGCCAGUGCUGGGAUAGGAGAAGCCAUCGCUGAAGAACUCGUGAAGAAAGGACUCAAAGUGGUCGGACUUGCGCGCAGAGUGGAGAAGGUUCAGGCUUUGGAAAAGUCACUCAAAUCGGAGAAGGGAAAGUUAUACGCAAUAAAGUGUGACGUCAGCAAAGAGCCGGAGGUAACGGAAGCCUUCAAGUGGAUCAAGCACAACCUUGGGGGAGUGGACAUCCUCAUCAACAACGCAGGAGUUGCAUCCUUCAACAGUCUCAGCGAUGGACCGGUGGAGAACUGGAGAAAGAUUUUCGAUUUGAACGUGCUGGGUCUCAGCGUGUGCACCAAAGAAGCGCUCCAGUCCAUGAAGGAGAGAGGAGUGGACGAUGGACAUAUCAUACAUAUCAACAGCGUUGCUGGGCACAAGGACCCCACCUUCGUAGGCAUACAGAUGUACUGUGCCUCCAAACACGCGGUCACAGCGCUGACAGAGGGACUCCGACGGGAACUUGUCCAGCAAAAGUCUAAAAUCCGUGUUACUAGUCUCAGCCCUGGCGCUGUAGAGACCGAAAUACUAGAAGCAUCUGAAUUUUCAGAGGACUCGUUAAAAGGUUUCAAAGACAUACCAUUUCUAAAAUCGAAGGACAUUGCAGAUUCCGUGAUCUACGUACUUGGAACACCCCCACAUGUGCAGAUCCAUGAAUUGACCAUAGAACCUGUUGGAGAACUCUUCUGAGGACAAGCAUGAAGAGACAUAAGAUAUUUUGAAUGAAUACCGAUGCAAACUGACUCUCGUGCGUUGCUCUCUCAUCAGCAAGCUUCUCCAGAGUCAGCAAUGUUUCCGUGUCCGUAACAAUAAAGCUACUUUACAUAAGUAAAUAUA
Cryptotermes secundus is the source of this 1020-nucleotide messenger RNA. RefSeq names its product farnesol dehydrogenase. The coding region runs from base 118 to 873 and encodes 251 amino acids. The transcript has 7 exons. The record is from RefSeq and is a predicted model, not a curated record. NCBI's taxonomy places the organism in Eukaryota, Metazoa, Arthropoda, Insecta, Blattodea, Kalotermitidae. Gene Ontology annotation, molecular function: oxidoreductase activity.